AUCUCGGAUCUGAACUACAAAAAAUGGAGUCGACUCUUUCGUCUCCUUGUUCUUCGAUUUAAUCUCAUGGGAUAUCUUGACGACACUAUCGUCGCCAAAUCGGCCGACGAUGCCGAGUGGUUCCAAUUCGACGCCCUACUACAAGGAUGGAUCUUGUCUACCGUCUCCGAUGAGGUCUCCGAUCUCGUCCUCGCAAACAGCCCUACCGCCUCGGCACUCUGGAAAGCGAUCUACAAAUUGUUUCAUGACAACAAACAUGCCCGGGCAAUGCAAUUGGAGCACCGGUUCCGCACCACCGUCAAAGCAACCAAGACACUAAAUGAGUAUUGUCACACUCUCAAGAACCUAGCCGACUAUCUCGACGACGUGGAUGCUCCGGUGACUGAACACGCCCUCGUCCUACAAGUUCUUCAAGGAUUGCCGCAUGGCAUCCGGGGCCAAGUUCACUUUUUGCAGUAUCAAAACUCGUUUCCGACGUUCCUGGAAGUCCGAUCGGCCCUCCUCUUGGUCGAACAACAGCAGGCCGACACCCUCCCCAACACCGGCCCGUCCACCGCCCUUCUCAGCCUCAGCGGCGGUGGCGGCAGCAACAUGGCGGGCGGGGGUCAGUCGCGGCAGGGCAGCAACGGGCAGAACUCCGGGCAGGGCAGUUUCGGCGGAUCAAAUCGGGGCAACUCUGGUGGUUACCGCGGACUAGUGACGGACACCUCUACCCAUUCUCUCAAGCCUGCCCCCCAGCACAACUUCACCUCACCCAAGUCGACCUACCAACAUGGCACCGCCGCCUUGGACACCCAAGCCCAGCUGUGCUCCAUGGCAUCUCUUCUGUUUUAGAGAAUAAUAAUAAAUCAAAGUUAGAUUUUCUUUGUCAUGCGUGUCAACUAGGCAAACAUGUUCGCCUACCAUUUCAGUCUUCGAGUCGUAUUUCUCAGUUUCCUUUUCAAUUAAUGCAUACAGACUUAUGGCAAUCUCCUGUUCCCAGUGUGACUGGAGGAACGAUCAUUUAAGUUUUUGGUUUAAGAGAUUCAAACUCAGCGACGAGUUUGGAAAAGAGUAUGAGAAAAUGGAGGAAACUUAAUUGAAGAGAGUGAGGAAUAUAAAUAUACAAUUUUG
This is a messenger RNA of Cuscuta campestris, 1113 nucleotides long. Lineage: Eukaryota; Viridiplantae; Streptophyta; Magnoliopsida; Solanales; Convolvulaceae. The record is from the annotation of a GenBank genome assembly.